This is a messenger RNA of Carica papaya (papaya), 1414 nucleotides long. RefSeq names its product protein containing PDZ domain, a K-box domain, and a TPR region (gene ZKT). Gene Ontology annotation, molecular function: protein binding. The record is from RefSeq and is a predicted model, not a curated record. Lineage: Eukaryota; Viridiplantae; Streptophyta; Magnoliopsida; Brassicales; Caricaceae.
GCAUGGCUUCUGUAAUCCAAAGCUAAACUUUCAGACCAAUCAAUCUUCUUCUUCUUCUUCUUCUUCUCCAAUGGCACCCCCUUCACUCACUCUCUCCUCCAUCUCUGGACAACUCUGACCUCAAUCCCCCCCACGAACCAUUAAAGCAAACACCCACCAUGUCUUUAGCUCCAAGAAGCUACCCAUCUCUUUAUUCAUCACCACCAUUGCCAAAAACUCUCCAGCCCAAGCACCAAACCCAAUCUCUCUUUCCUCAAACCAAACACUUCUCAUCCAAGGGCCUCUCAUUUUUUACCUCCUCCGCAAGUUUCUGCAAUACCCAUUUCCCAAAAUCAAAAAUUUUUAUCGUUAAAGCAUCCGAAACCGAGUCCCAGGCGUCGAAGCCUGAGGGUGCAAGUGAAGGGGGUGAAGGUGAAGACAAGUAUGAAGAAUAUGAGGUGGAGUUGGAGCAGCCUUAUGGCCUGAAGUUCUUCAAAGGAAGAGAUGGUGGGACUUAUAUUGAUGCUAUUCUGCCUGGAGGAGCAGCUGACAAGACCGGCUUAUUCACUGUUGGAGACAAAGUGCUCGCCACCAGUGCAGUUUUUGGGACAGAAAUAUGGCCUGCUGCAGAAUAUGGAAGGACAAUGUAUACCAUCCGCCAGAGAAUAGGCCCAUUACUCAUGAAAAUGCAGAAGAAAUAUGGGAAACUGGAGAGCGGAGGUGAACUAACAGAAAAGGAGAUUAUAAGAGCAGAAAGGAAUGCUGGAUUCAUCAGUAAUAGAGUGAGGGAAAUUCAAAUGCAAAAUUACUUGAGGAAAAAGGAGCAAAAAGAGCAAAGAGCCAAGGACCUUCGUGAAGGGCUGCAACUUUACAAGAAUGGUAAUUAUGAGGAAGCAUUGGUGAAGUUUGAAUCUGUAUUAGGCUCCAAACCAGAUUCAGAUGAAGCUUCUGUAGCGAGUUACAAUGUUGCAUGUUGUUAUUCCAAGUUGAAUCAGGUACAAGCGGGGCUCUCAGCACUUGAAGAUGCCUUGAAAGAUGGAUUUGAAGACUUCAAGCGAAUUCGAACUGAUCCUGACCUAGCCAAUAUCAGAGCAUCUGAAGAAUUUGACCCUCUUCUGAAACGGUUUGAUGAAUCAUUUAUCAAUGAGAAUGCCAUCAAUGCCCUUAAAUCUUUAUUUGGAUUCAACAAGAAAUGAAGUCUUGGUGAGAGGGAUUGCACUUAUGAGCUUUCGAAAAAGAUAGGAGCUAGUUAACCCAUUUACGUGUCAAAUAAUUAUUUUCACAUGUAUGAUUUUUUCACCAUAGAUUUAGUUUAUGCUGGGAUUUGAAGAAAUUCAGUAUCAUGUUCUUGUUUGCUUCAAAUUUUCAUUUCUACCAAAGUUUUUGUAUCUGUAAUUUCCUGAACAGGAAGAUCAAAAAGAAUUUAAAAAGUACA